This is a messenger RNA of Letharia lupina, 900 nucleotides long. RefSeq lists its product as uncharacterized. The record is from RefSeq and is a predicted model, not a curated record. Lineage: Eukaryota; Fungi; Ascomycota; Lecanoromycetes; Lecanorales; Parmeliaceae. The coding region runs from base 1 to 900 and encodes 299 amino acids. The transcript has a single exon.
AUGGACUCGGAUCAAGAAGAAACCCGUCCUGAAUCGUCAUUAACGAUUCAGCAUUACCAGGCCCAGAUUCAUGGCCUCAACACUACUAUUCAGAAUCUCAACACAACCGUAACACGACUUCGAGAGUCACGGGACCUUCAUCGUUCCAAUGCAAAGACUCUCACUGCUACAAACACGGAAUUGCAGGCCAAAAUUCAGGCCUUGACUAUCAAAGAAGAAACGGUUACUUUAGUAGAGCCUCUGGAUUCCGAUGUGGAUGAACAACCAAUCAAAUUGGAAGUUACCAAGACUGGAACACCUGUCCCUACUGUCCUUGUUGUCGGGAACAAUAAGAAAUACCCUGAUGUGCCCUACUUCUAUGGUGAAAAAGAGAAGUGGGACGAGUGGCGAUUCCACCUGGACUCCAAGUUUCGGCAAAGUGCCGUAUUGUUUCCCAGUGAAAAAGAUAAAAUGGACUACAUUCGGGACCACUGCAAGUCAAUUGCAUUCGACGUGCUUAAGGCACGAGCAGAUCCACUGAGCGAGGAUCCCUACAACACCACGAAAGAGAUGAUUUUAGAGCUUCAUGGCAUGUUUGGUGAUUACGAUAAGCUGGCAAAGAAUGACGCCCUACUCCAUGACCCGGCGUUUGCUAUGAAAAAGAAGGAGGCAUUUGACGAGUUCUAUGCUCGAUUUUCAGCUACCAUUGCGCCAUUGGGCUACAGCGAAAGUCACAAGAUCGCUGCACUACGAAGACUCAUUACUCUCAAGCUCCGGUCACGAAUCGCCGGUAUCUCAUCGUCUUCCUUCCGCUCAGUUGUUGAGCAUUUGCGGAAGACUGACCAAGACCUCCGUCAAUUGGAGGCUAUGCAUGUGGAUGUGGAAGAGAUUGAUGAACAGGAGUUCAAAUCAGGCUUAUAG